This is a messenger RNA of Pistacia vera, 438 nucleotides long. RefSeq names its product heavy metal-associated isoprenylated plant protein 41-like. Gene Ontology annotation, molecular function: rRNA (uridine-N3-)-methyltransferase activity. Lineage: Eukaryota; Viridiplantae; Streptophyta; Magnoliopsida; Sapindales; Anacardiaceae. Gene Ontology annotation, biological process: rRNA base methylation. Gene Ontology annotation, cellular component: cytoplasm. The transcript is spliced from 3 exons. The record is from RefSeq and is a predicted model, not a curated record. The coding region runs from base 1 to 438 and encodes 145 amino acids.
AUGGUGGAGAUGUUGUUAUAUGGAUGUGAUAGGUGUCGCACUUUGAAUGAAGUGAAGAAGGGUGCAAAAGCCGAGCUCGUUAAGCCGAAACUUGGCUCGGCUCGGCUCGAUAACACCCCUACACAUUACUCAUCAACCCAUCAAAUUCUUCUAGUGGGUGAAGGAGAUUUUUCCUUGUCUUUGUCUUUGGCCCUUUCGUUUGGCUCUGCUUUCAACAUCUGCACCUCUUCUCUUGAUUCAUACGUAAUUGUGGUCAACGAAUACAAGAAAGCAAAAUCAAAUUUGCGAACUCUAGAGAUGCUGGGAGCAUACAUUUUACAUGGUGUGGAUGCAACCAAAAUGAAGCUUCAUCCUCAUUUGCGAAUGAGGAAGUUUGAUCAAAUCAUCUUCAACUUUCCUCAUGCUGGCUAUCAUGAAAGGAACAUAAUUUGCAUAUGA